Messenger RNA from Adineta steineri, 909 nucleotides. Lineage: Eukaryota; Metazoa; Rotifera; Eurotatoria; Adinetida; Adinetidae. The record is from the annotation of a GenBank genome assembly.
AUGUCUUUUUGUUUCUUAGGUACUCAUCGUUCAGGCCAACAUCAACAUGAUAAUCGAGCUUUUGAGUAUGAUCGUUCAAAUGCUAAUACUCCACCAGCAAAUGAAAUUCUUUCAUCUCAUUCAUCUCAUCGUACAUUACAUUCACCAGAAGUUGAAGCUGGACGUACGAAAUUACAUCGUUUAUUAGAUGAAGUUCUUGAUAAAGCUGAUAGUGAAGAAAUUUAUAAUCCUGAUAGUGAUGCUGAACGACAAAAACGUCGUCGUCAACGUCGUCGUCUUCCAUCAACAUCUGACGAACCAAAAAUUCUUCCCAUAAACAAUAAUAAUCAACAACAAAUUCCUCAUAUACCUGUUAUUCCUCAAGUAUCUGAACGUCCUGAUCCUUCCCUACUUCGUCUACGUUAUAAUCCGUAUGAAGCAGGUGAUCGUGCACAUGAUAUAUCACGUUUAAAACCAGUUGAAUUAAUACCAAAAUAUGAUAUAAAAGAUCCAAAUUCUCAUCAAUAUACUUCUCGUUCAAAUCCUCCACUAUUUUAUGAUGAUUCAAAUAUAGCUGAUCGUUCAGCUACAGCAACAGAUACAUUUGCUAAUCAAAAACGAAUAGCUAAAACUCGUCUUGAAACUGAUCAUGAAGCAAUAAUGCGUCAUAAUGGUGGUCAUAUUGAUCAACGACAACAUAAAUUUCAUAAUGAUGGUGUUUCAAUUGAUUCGAUAUCAAAAAAUCGAGGACAAACACGUAUAGCUUGGGAUGAACCCGAUAUAAAUAAUGAUUUAUCAAAAAGAACUGACUAUCGAGAUGAAUAUAUCAUGGCUAAACGAAGUGUUUUAAAUACAAAAAAUAUUAUUUCAUCAAUACAUGAUGAAUUACAACAUAUUGUUUUACCAACAUCAGGAGAUUAUCAUGCAUAA